This is a messenger RNA of Xyrichtys novacula (pearly razorfish), 1592 nucleotides long. The record is from the annotation of a GenBank genome assembly. Lineage: Eukaryota; Metazoa; Chordata; Actinopteri; Labriformes; Labridae.
AUGUGGGAGUUCAAGUCCAUGAAUUUUUGGCGGGCGGUCUUCGCAGAGUUCUUCGGGACCAUGUUCUUUGUAUUUUUCGGCAUGGGUGCUGCCCUGCGCUGGACCACCGGGCCUCAUCAUGUCCUUCAUGUGGCCCUGUGCUUUGGGCUAGCAGCUGCCACCCUCAUCCAGUCCAUCGGCCACAUCAGCGGGGGUCACAUUAACCCUGCUGUCACCUUUGCCUACCUUGUCGGCUCACAGUUGUCUCUUUUCCGUGCCAUUUUCUACAUAGCUGCUCAGUGCCUGGGUGCUGUGGCUGGGGCUGCUGUGCUGUACGGGGUUACACCCAGCAACAUGAGAGGCAACAUGGCAAUGAACACGGUAAGAGCUCAUGAUGAUGUUUCAGAAUCAAGGAUAGCAGUUUUAGGCCUGGUUGGGUAGAAGUUUUUGGGUGGGUUGGUUUCACCUUUGAGAUUUCAAUAAUGGCAUCAGUUUAGGUUAAAUCUCACAAGGUCAACAGCCAAAAACAGUCUUUAAAGUACCUGUAAGACAACAGUGUUAGCUUCUAGUAGCUAACAAUUUUUCUGUAAUGAAUGUAAAGCUCAGUUGUGAACGGCAGUAAAAUUUCUGACUUACACACAACCAUGUUUUUGUCCGUCUAUGUGCCUCCAGCUGCAGCCUGGUAUCAGUCUGGGGAUGGCCACCACUGUGGAGGUUUUCCUCACCCUGCAGCUCGUGGUUUGCAUCUUUGCUGUGACCGAUGAGAGGAGAAAUGGACGCUUGGGAUCCGCCGCCCUCUCCAUUGGCUUCUCUGUCACCAUUGGCCAUCUCAUGGGGGUGAGACACAUGGAAAAGUAGAUCAUGUGAUGGAAAUCUGGAGCUGUGAUGGGGGAAGUUUUAGCACACUCAGGAGUCUUGGAAAGACAACAAAGUAGCCUAAUACCACACAAUUCUAUAAAAACCAUCAAUAAAAACCAUUAUUGUUAAUAAUUUAACUAAAAACUUCCAUAAAAAUAGUAAUCUGUGUUUCAGAUGUACUACACCGGUGCUGGGAUGAACCCUGCAAGGUCUUUCGCCCCUGCUGUGCUCUUCAGGAACUUCAUCAACCACUGGGUAAGUCUUGAAAUUACUCACCAAGAAAAAAUAACACAUCAACGUGAUAGUUGCUGUUUUAUUUAGUCUUUCUUUGCUGCCUGCAGGUGUACUGGGUCGGGCCAAUGAUAGGAGGUGCCAUGGGCGCCCUCCUGUACGAUUUUGUGCUGUUCCCACGCAUGAGGGGUCUGUCUGAGCGCCUCGCCACACUGAAGGGCAGCCGGCCCCCUGAGAGUGAGACCCAGCAGGACACCCGUGGGGAGCCCAUCGAGCUCAAGACACAAGCCCUAUAAGCCCGCCCCGUCUCCGACUAGGGCCGAGGGACGAGGGACAGGGCCCUGAGCUACGCCAUUCCCACCUCCACUGCCCCCCCUGCCCCCCAAUACCUCCAAACAACAUUGCACAAAACUCACCAGCAUACUCACAUUAACUAAUGAUAAGAUUUUUUCCACUGUAAAAACCGACUCACAAAAUGUUUCAACAUGAGCACAUAACAAGACUCCUACCCCCAAGGUCCUCAC